Messenger RNA from Klebsormidium nitens, 1464 nucleotides. NCBI's taxonomy places the organism in Eukaryota, Viridiplantae, Streptophyta, Klebsormidiophyceae, Klebsormidiales, Klebsormidiaceae. The record is from the annotation of a GenBank genome assembly.
GCUGGAUACCAGAAAGAGCCAGAAGUCAGAAAUGCUGAUCAUGUCUGCAGUGACGCUGAGAACCACGCCCUCAAUUUGUGGUGGGAAGGACCUGGAAAGCUGCAAAGUAAUGCCGAUCCUAUAGAUUAAGCCAUCUGUUGCUGUACGUGUCGAGAGUCGAGACGCACAAUUGUCGCUGGUGGUUUUGGCUGUACAGGGUUUUGCAGUAAUGAAGGUGGCUUCCAAGUAGCGCCGGCCGAGACUGUUCCUCUAAAAUCCAAACAAUACAAUCUCUCCUGUUUAGCUCAGCCGCUAGUCUCCGAUUGUUAAAUGCUGUAGAAGCAAAGAUGAAUCUGCCGUUUCUAUUGCGCCCAGUCGUGAGACAUGGGAAUAGUCAAAGAUCUGUCCUUUUUGAGAGCCUUCCACUCUGUGGUGAAGGUCUGCUGGGGCUCGUUCAGGAGAUUGCUGCUUGUUCCUCGGUCCACACACGUGCGUCCAAUGACCUGUUGACUGGCUCACGUCGGAAUGGGAUAAUCGGCGCAGCUUUUCUCCAGAGCAGAGACUACAGUCAAACGGGCAUCAAACUGGUAGGCAAUGAGGGGUUUCCAAGACCAUUCUGGAGCAGCCAGGCUUGCAAGCUUACAAAAGGUGGCACCGUACAGCCUCUUGUCGGUUUCGCAGCUGAGGCUCUCCACAAGGCACCAGACCAUCAGUUACCAUUUUCCACCAGACAGCGAUCGGGAGUUUCACAUGAGAAAGGGGGACAGUUGGAGGGGCCAGAUUUACGGUUUCAACGGCACAUGUCGAGUGGUGUUCAACCACUGAUCUUGAGCAAGGAGCCCGUGGUCUACAUCGGUUCGAUGUCAGGAACUUUGAAGAAAGUCAAACUAUUGUCCAUCUCCAGCUGUGUUCUGUCCUGCCUCGGAGCACCAGUCAUUACUUUUUGGACAGCCCCAACACUCCCAAUAGCUGUGAAGACUGUAGUUUCAAUGUCCAUGGUCCUCUUUGGUGCUGGUACUACUGCGCUGCUCCACUGGUUUUCCAACCCGUAUGUCCACAAGGUGAUUUGGAGGCAAGGCUCCGAGGAGAUGGAGGUACAUACUUUAACCUGGUUAGCAACCACAAGCAAGCAAGUGAUCCGGCUCAAGGACGUACGGCCUGCAAACACCCAAAGACCUCUCGCUACCUUUGCUGUAAAUGGUAGAUUCUAUUAUGUCGAUGGGGCAAAUUUUGUCACUUCUGCGGGUAGAGAACUAAGAGAGAAACUCCUUCCACAUGGCUACCAAGACUAGAGACCUCGGAAAGUAUGUAAGAAGGUUAUGAUCAUCAAUGACGAUCAAUUUGAAUUGAGGACCUGAACGGUGUGCAACCGCAAGUAGCAUGCAAUUACCUGACCAAUUACAGUUGAGAGACGGUGUUCCGGGUUGGUUGCCCUCGGUGGUGGUCUUAAUAAAUGAAUGAAGCCAAAGCUCUGGCCUGUCUUUG